This is a messenger RNA of Trypanosoma brucei brucei TREU927, 1002 nucleotides long. RefSeq lists its product as hypothetical. NCBI's taxonomy places the organism in Eukaryota, Euglenozoa, Kinetoplastea, Trypanosomatida, Trypanosomatidae. Gene Ontology annotation, molecular function: protein binding. Bases 1 to 1002 code for a protein of 333 amino acids. The record is from RefSeq and is a predicted model, not a curated record. The transcript has a single exon.
AUGUCGGAGGAACAUGCGAAUGAUAGUACCUUGCGUGUGAAGGUUGCAACAAUUAAUGACAAGGGUGAAGAGGUUUACGCAUCUUCUCUUUCCCAUGACGGUACGUAUCUUGCCGCUGUGUUUGGAGAUGGUGCCCUUGUCAUAUUUAAUCCUUCAACAUUUAGUGCAUUGGAUAGCAGUGCAGCAGGUAAAGGAUAUGAUAACGUGCCAUGCACAGCUGUGCAAUGGCUUGAAUCAUCUGAAGGGGGACUUUACCGCUUGGUUUCGGUUUCAAGUGCGGGGGGAGUUUUUAUUUGGCAAUGGGAUGGUGCAGCGCUUCAUCGAACCAACAGAGUGCCUGAGAAGGGAAAUGAAAUAACAUGUUUAGCGGUUUCUCCCGAGUGUGAUAUGUUCAUUACGGCUGGAAGUGACCGCACUGUCCGUCUUUACGAUGCGGAUGGUACACUAAAAGCCAACCUUCAAAUGGCACAUGAUGAGAGCGGUGUGAGUCGCUUAGCCCACACAAGUCGUAUUUUCUCCGUACGUUUCGUCUCUCAAGGCGUUGCAGUUAGUGGUGGUUGGGGUGGACCACUGCAAGUGUGGGAUUUAAAGGCGAAUGAAGCACGUGUGGAAAUCAGAGGUGCUCAGGUGAGUUCCGAUGGUAUUGAGUUAAUUACCGGUACCAAUUGUGUACUCGUCGCCUCCCGUCGCCAAAAAGAACAACUGCAGGUUUUUGAUUGCGUUUCAGGUCAGGAACUGGCGGACGACUCGGCCCGCCUUUCCAUGGCGUUAGGGGAGUUGAUUCCGCUCAGUUCACGCCUCUGUAAAACAUCGGGUCUGGUUUGGACCAUUACGUCAUCACCGAGCAAAGUCCUCGUGACAUCGUACUCAACCGGUCAGCUAAUUGCUUCGUACGAUUCGGCGUAUGAUCUUAUGAAUAUUAGCAUAUUCGAGGGUUUACCUAAUAAUGCGUAUAUUUCUUGUGCUGAGGGGAAACUUCUUUUCGCUACGGUAAAGCAGUGA